Molecule: messenger RNA, 144 nt
Organism: Cetraspora pellucida
Lineage: Eukaryota; Fungi; Glomeromycota; Glomeromycetes; Diversisporales; Gigasporaceae
Source: the annotation of a GenBank genome assembly
AUGUAUUAUUCUCUAUAUGUAUUAUUAAAUCUUGAUGAUGUCUCCUUGCCUAAAAGCGAUAUAAUUAGCUUGCUUAUGCAAGAACGACAUAUAUACUCUGAAUAUUUACAAUUAUCUUACGAAAAAUUUUGUCUUUUUCAUUAA